Messenger RNA from Bactrocera oleae (olive fruit fly), 1113 nucleotides. RefSeq lists its product as uncharacterized. Lineage: Eukaryota; Metazoa; Arthropoda; Insecta; Diptera; Tephritidae. The record is from RefSeq and is a predicted model, not a curated record.
CUUUAAUCGAUAAAGAUGUAAUUGUUAUCGAAAGUGCUCUAGUUUUUGUGGUAUUUUCUCAUGAAUAUCAGAACGUUUGAUAGGAUUUGUUUGUGUUUUUAUUUACAAUGUCCACUUCCGAAUAUUUCCAGUAUUUUGUCUGUUCCAGAGCACUUUAAAGGACAACUUGAGAAUUUUUUCUGAAGAUCAAAUCUUACACGGAGUUAAAAAAGAAACUCACAUAAUGGCACAUAGCGAAACUAAUUUUAAAAGUUUCAAAUGGUCCAAAAACACAACGUCAUUGCUUAUUUCUUUGAUAAACAAAAAUUACCACCAAUUACAAAGUGGCGUAAAGAAAUUUACUUUCCAACAAAUCGCACAGGAAAUUAAUAAUCGAAUUGGGACAAGUUUGGCUUAUGACCAAGUUGAAUCAAAAUGGAAAGGGCUGAAGAGAACAUACCUAAAGAUGGAAAAUUCGGAGACAAAAUUAAGUUGGGAGUUUUAUGACCAAAUUCACGAAAUUCUUAAAGAUGAUAUAGAGAUAAAACCUUCAGUCACUGCAAAUUCUAAUGAGGUGUUUACUACGGGUUGUGAAACCGAGUUUGAUUUCGUUGAAUAUACGAUAGAGCCGGAGAUAUCAACUUUUCGACAAACCCGUAAAAGGCUUCGAAGUGAUAGUGAUGAAAAGUAUAGUAGUGCGGAGGAUGUUAGUGCUGGAACUCGUAAUCGUAACCGAAUCGGUAUUGAAAGCCGAAAAAGUAAGGUAUUUCGGAAGGAAUACGAUAAAGAAGGCAAUGACGCAAGAGCGAGGUCUAGAAUUGCUGAUAAAGAUCGAUGUAGUAAAGAAUGUCGAAGUCGGCGAAUAAGUGAUGAUGAUCGAAAUUAUUACGAAUGCAGAGGAUGUCAAAGAUCUUAUAGUUGCUGCGAAAGUUUGGAGGACGCAAGAGAAAGACGGCACCAAGAAAAGAUGAAAAUGGCAAAAAAGUUUCUUGCAAUUUUUGAGAAAAUGGUAGAUAGAAUGUAAUACAUACCUACAACAUUAACCACAUACUGUUUUUAAUCAUAGAAUAAUUGUAUACUAUUUUCUAAUGUGAUUUUUAUUCAUAUAAUAAAUUCAUUAGUAAGUCUCUUUUA